This is a messenger RNA of Dermatophagoides farinae (American house dust mite), 1805 nucleotides long. RefSeq names its product chaperonin containing TCP1 subunit 6 (gene CCT6). Gene Ontology annotation, biological process: protein folding. Gene Ontology annotation, molecular function: ATP-dependent protein folding chaperone; ATP binding; ATP hydrolysis activity. The record is from RefSeq and is a predicted model, not a curated record. Lineage: Eukaryota; Metazoa; Arthropoda; Arachnida; Sarcoptiformes; Pyroglyphidae.
UGAAAACUAUUCAUCACACACCUUGUUUCAUUGCAUCAAACUAAAUCUGUUCUUUAUUCUUUAUUAAAUUUGUCAAUUUUUUCAAAUUCUAGAUUAGUAAAAAAAAUGGCAGCCAUUCAUUCGUUGAAUCCUAAAGCCGAAAUUGCUCGCCAUUCACAAGCAUUGGCUGUGAAUAUUAGUGGUGCCCGUGGUCUACAAGAAGUUCUCCGUACUAAUCUUGGUCCAAAAGGAACAAUGAAAAUGUUGGUCAGUGGAGCUGGUGAUAUAAAAAUUACCAAAGAUGGGAAUGUUUUACUUCAUGAAAUGCAAAUUCAACAUCCAACGGCCUCAUUGAUAGCAAAAGCGUCAACAGCUCAAAAUGAUGAAACUGGCGAUGGAACCACAUCGACCGUAUUGAUCAUUGGUGAAUUGUUGAAGCAAGCCGAAAUCUACAUCAAUGAAGGUGUCCAUCCUCGUGUGAUUGCGGAUGGCUAUGAUCAAGCUCGUAAAAAGUCAAUCGAAUUUAUGGAUACUUUCAAAUAUUCAGCCAGCGAAACCGACCAGGAAUUGAUGCUAAGCGUUGCUAAAACUGCACUAAAAACAAAAGUUGCCGCUCCUAUUGCCGAAAAAUUAGCAAAAAUUUGCGUGGAAGCCGUGUCACACAUCCACAAACCGGGAAAAUCGAUUGAUUUGUUCAUGGUGGAAAUCAUGCAUAUGCAAUGCAAAACAAUCGAAGAUACCACUUUGAUCAAAGGUUUGGUACUGGAUCAUGGUGCUCGCCAUCCAGCUAUGAAAAAACGCUUGACCAAUGCUUACAUCCUUACUUGUAAUGUGUCUCUCGAAUAUGAAAAAACAACUGUUCAUUCUGGAUUUUUCUAUAAAACGGCCGAAGAACGUGAGAAGAUGAUUGCUGCUGAACGAAAAUUUAUUGAAGAUCGGUGCCAAAAAAUAAUUGAUUUCAAGAAACAAGUUUGUGGUGAUGAUCCCGAGAAAAAUUUCGUGGUAAUCAAUCAGCAAGGCAUUGAUCCUAAUUCACUUGACAUGCUGUGCCGGGCAGGAAUUACCGCUCUUCGUCGGGCCAAACGUCGAAACAUGGAACGAUUAACUAAAGCAUGUGGUGGCCGCCCUGUCAAUUCACUUGAAGAUCUUACUCAAGAUUGUCUUGGUCAUGCUGGUUUAGUUUAUGAACACACUUUAGGCGAAGAUAAGUUCACUUUCGUCGAAGAAUUGAAAAAUCCAGAAUCAGUUACUAUAUUGAUUCGUGCACCUCACAAAUAUUCUAUAACUCAAAUUAAGGAUGCUCUUUAUGAUGGAUUAAGAGCUAUCAAAAAUACCAUUGAAGAUAAAGCUUUAAUACCUGGUGCCGGAGCUUUCGAAAUCGCCUUGCAUGCUGAAUUACUAAAAUUCAAAAAUCUUGUUGAUGGUAAAGCCCAACUAGGUGUACAAGCGUUUGCUGACUCCAUUUUGGUGAUACCAAAAACGUUGGCAUUCAAUUCAGGAUAUGAUCAACAGGAAGUUAUCAUUAAAUUGUUACGUGAAUACAAUGAUACUAAAUUGCCCGUUGGAAUUGAUCUUAACACUGGUGAACCUUGCAAUCCAAUUGUAACCGGCAUUUUUGAUAAUUAUCGCGUUAAAAGACAAUUGAUCUUUUCUUGUACUUCGAUUGCUUGUAAUAUUUUGUUGGUCGAUGAAAUAAUGCGUGCUGGACUGACAUCGUUGAAAACUGGACCGAAAAUGGGCUAAAAAAUUUCACUCAAUUAUUGUAUCAAUCUUUCAGAAUUUUUACAAAAUUUAUUACUUAAUAAAAUGAACGAAUUCAUUUUUUA